AUGGCGGACGCCGCGGAGGAGCCGGCGCCCGAGGCGGAGGCGCUGGCGGCGGCGCGGGAGCGGAACCGCCGCUACCUGAGCGGCUUGGAGCUGCUGAAGCAGGGCGCCGAGGCGCGCGUCUUCCGCGGCUGCUUCCUGGGCCGCGCGGCCGUGGUGAAGCACCGCUUCCCCAAGGGCUACCGGCACCCGGCGCUGGAGGCGCGGCUCAGCCGGCGGAGGACGGUGCAGGAGGCGCGCGCGCUGCUCCGCUGCCGCCGCAUAGGGAUAGCUGCCCCAGUUGUCUUUUUUGUGGACUAUGCUUCUAACUGUUUAUAUAUGGAAGAAAUCGAAAACUCAGUGACUGUUCGAGAUUAUAUUCAAUCCACCAUGGAGACUGAAAAGAAUCCCCAAAGCCUCUUAGGUUUAGCCAAGAAAAUUGGGCAGGUUUUGGCCAGGAUGCACGACGAGGACCUCAUCCAUGGGGACCUCACCACCUCCAACAUGCUCCUGAGACCCCCUCUGGAACAGCUGAACAUCGUGCUCAUAGACUUUGGGCUGAGUUUCAUUUCAGGACUGCCGGAAGAUAAAGGAGUAGACCUCUACGUCCUGGAGAAAGCUUUCCUCAGCACCCACCCCAACACCGAGACUGUCUUUGAAGCCUUCCUGAAGAGCUACUCUGCCGCCUCCAAAAAGUCCAGGCCGGUGCUAAAUAAACUAGACGAAGUGCGUCUGAGAGGGCGAAAGAGGUCCAUGGUUGGGUAGAAGAGAGUGAGUGUGCCAUAACCACACCCUGGGAAGCUGUUGUUUUCCAAAGUAAAUGUGGAGAAAUGCUGUGAACAAGGUUGGCCCUCAAUAAAGCCAUCGGGACAUGGUA
This is a messenger RNA of Jaculus jaculus (lesser Egyptian jerboa), 853 nucleotides long. RefSeq names its product TP53 regulating kinase (gene Tp53rk). Gene Ontology annotation, molecular function: ATP binding; protein serine/threonine kinase activity. The transcript has 2 exons. NCBI's taxonomy places the organism in Eukaryota, Metazoa, Chordata, Mammalia, Rodentia, Dipodidae. The record is from RefSeq and is a predicted model, not a curated record. Gene Ontology annotation, cellular component: nucleus; EKC/KEOPS complex; cytosol. Gene Ontology annotation, biological process: protein phosphorylation. Bases 1 to 741 code for a protein of 246 amino acids.